GUUAUGGAGACGGCUUGUGCGUCCAUGGCUAACCGCAGCGAUUGGUGGUGGCCUCUUACGUGUUUGAUUUUUUUUGCUUCUGUUUUUUCCUACUUUGUUUUUUUCUAACUUUUUUACUUUUUCGAUCAAUCUUACUUCUUUUUAGCAAUGAAUCCCUUCCAGCAUCCAACUUUUUUACAAAACAAACCAUUCCUCACUGUUCUUACAGAGAUUCGCGACAGUCUGUUUGGUCUGGAACGUCAUAUGACCAACAUUGAAAACGCGUUGGGUCUCAAUCCGCAACAGCAACGUCCUCAUGCAACAACUUCUCACCAAUGAGUAAGAUGUACGUGAACGGAUGGCGCAGUCGUACCAACUUUCGCAUACUGCGCAGCUCUCUCCAAGUGAGACAAUCAAGAAGAUGCAGUACAUGGGCAACAUCCGAACAUGCAAUUUGGAAAGACUUUGGUGGCCUUGAUCAAGAAAAGGCCGUGGCCAUGUACCACUCGCUGAGCGAUGAGUCCAAGACUCACAGAGGACGGUUGCAGAGUGCACAUGCUGCAGCUUAUCGCGAGGUUCCCGAUCACGUCAAGAGGACAGAAUGGAAGAAAUUCGAAGAGAAUGUCAAAUACAUGUACAAGCUGCCUCUUGACAAAUGUGAACAGCAUUGGUGUAAUCUCAUUAUCUUUGCAAUCAAAAUUGUUAGAAACCACACCAAUGUUUCUGAGCUGGUACAUCGGUUGGUGCUCAGUCUGCAAUGUAAGCAAAUGAAUGGUCAACAGAGUCUUAUGGAUUAUACUAAUUUAUGAGAGUCGUAUGGACGUAACCAGCCAACGAGGAGCUUCCUCUGCACCAACAUUGCAAACUGAAGGAUCAUUUAUGUCAAUACCACUCUUUUCAGAAUCACCAUCCAUCCCAAUGCCAUCACCAUCUUCUUUUUCGACUCGUCAACUAUCCCAACUGCCCCUUC
This is a messenger RNA of Zychaea mexicana, 949 nucleotides long. RefSeq lists its product as uncharacterized. Lineage: Eukaryota; Fungi; Mucoromycota; Mucoromycetes; Mucorales; Lichtheimiaceae. The transcript is spliced from 6 exons. The record is from RefSeq and is a predicted model, not a curated record. Bases 324 to 788 code for a protein of 154 amino acids.